AAAGUGGUCAUUCAAACAACAUGCCAGUUUAGUGACAUCAUAUCCCUGUAAUGUGCGCCACUGCAUUUCCGGUGGAUGGGACGACGGAAGAGAGUAGCAGUUUGGGAACAGGGGACGCGCUUCUUUGGAGGAUUACUGCCUGUUGGAACUGAAACUAACACACAUGGCAGCCAACAAGAGCAAGGGCCAGAGCUCUCUGGUUCUGCACAAGGUCAUCAUGGUGGGAAGUGGAGGAGUGGGCAAAUCAGCACUCACACUGCAGUUCAUGUAUGAUGAGUUUGUUGAAGACUAUGAGCCCACUAAAGCAGACAGUUACAGGAAGAAGGUUGUGCUGGAUGGAGAGGAGGUUCAGAUUGACAUCUUGGACACAGCAGGACAGGAGGACUAUGCAGCCAUUAGGGAUAAUUACUUCCGCAGCGGAGAGGGCUUCCUGCUAGUGUUCUCCAUCACCGAGCAGGAGUCGUUCAGUGCCACCUCUGAGUUCAGGGAGCAGAUCCUGCGUGUGAAGGCAGAGGAGGAUAAGAUUCCUCUGUUGUUAGUGGGAAAUAAAUCUGAUCUGGAGGACAAGAGGCAGGUUUCUGUGACCGGGGCCAGGGAAAAAGCAGAUGAAUGGGGAGUGCAGUAUGUGGAAACCUCAGCAAAAACACGUGCCAACGUUGAUAAGGUGUUUUUUGACCUCAUGAGAGAGGUGCGGGCUAAGAAGAUGGCUGAGAACAAAGACAAAAAUGGCAAGAAAAGUGGCAAGAAGAAAAAAAGCCUGAAAGAGCGCUGCACAUUGCUUUGAGUCAGAAGAACAGUGAAGAGCAAGCCUUUCCCUGCACAACGCCUUUCUGGUGGACACGGAAAACCUGAAAGCUGGUUUUCCACUAUUGUGGUUAACAUUGCCAAAUCCAGACAGAGUAAAGAACUGUGAACGGAUGCCAUUGUUCUUCCUUGCUGUAUCCAGUGAGGUUUAUGCAACAGUCAUCCAUUAUGAUUUUCAUAUCCGAAUUUAUUUCUUCUGCCAUCAGACAAAUAAGAUCCAACUAGAUGGACAUUCAUGCAGUUAUUUUGCCAUAUUAUAACAACUUGCUCUCUCAGGCAUUUGAAAUUUGGCAAAGUGUCAUUGGUUGUUACAUACAUAAAAUUUAUGCAGUAAUGUUUGUAGAGUACUCACUUGUUUAUAAGCAUUAAUAUUUACCACUACUGCAUUUCAUCUUCUAUUAGCUCAAUACUUUUCACACCAUCAGCACUAUUUAAAGAGAUGAACUGUAUCGUUUUAAAAUGAACCACACCUAGUUUAGCAACAACCAUAUUACGUUAGAUUAAUUUGAUCAAUAUGUGUUUAGAUUAGACGAGUCUUUGCUGAUUGAUGCAGCGCCUUGAAGGAAAACAAUCUGAACCUGCCUUCCUAUGAGCUUCGUCGUACAGAGUUCAUUGUAAAAAUGGGGAAACGAGCGUGUAAUACUUUGAACACUCUGUAGUGAUGGGCUGUUGUUGAAUGCAGUGCUAUGGGGUAUUAAAUGAAGCAAGAUGACCCGGUUAUCUUUAUAAUGGGAGUCAAAUGUAUAGAACAACGCUAAUAGCAUAUUGUACAGCUAUCUGAGGAACGCUGCUUGUUGUAAUACUGCUGUGUUGUGUAUUAGUGUUUUCAAAGACUUCACUAUGCAAAGCCUACCGCAUAUAUUGCUUUUAGUAUAAACCACAAGUUUUUGUGGUAACCAUAUUUUUGUAAUUGAGUCACUUUUUGUAUGAAUUGCUUUUCACUGAUUCACUGUAUGUUGAUAACAGACCAAAUAAACCCUAUUUGUUUAGUA
Molecule: messenger RNA, 1796 nt
Organism: Pangasianodon hypophthalmus (striped catfish)
Lineage: Eukaryota; Metazoa; Chordata; Actinopteri; Siluriformes; Pangasiidae
Product: ras-related protein Ral-B
Exons: 5
Coding region: 164-784 (206 amino acids)
Biological process (GO): Ras protein signal transduction
Cellular component (GO): plasma membrane
Molecular function (GO): GTP binding; GDP binding; GTPase activity
Source: RefSeq, a predicted model, not a curated record